Orycteropus afer afer is the source of this 1356-nucleotide messenger RNA. The record is from RefSeq and is a predicted model, not a curated record. NCBI's taxonomy places the organism in Eukaryota, Metazoa, Chordata, Mammalia, Tubulidentata, Orycteropodidae.
UGCCACGUCCGAGGCCGGGAACCACCACCGCCACAGCCAUGGUGUCAGUAAUUAACAACGUGGACACCUCCCAUGAGGACAUGAUUCAUGAUGCCCAGAUGGACUACUAUGGCACCCGCCUGGCAACCUGCUCAUCCGACAGGUCCGUCAAAAUCUUCGAUGUGCGCAACGGAGGGCAGAUUCUCAUUGCUGACCUGAGGGGUCAUGAGGGUCCUGUAUGGCAAGUAGCCUGGGCCCACCCCAUGUAUGGCAACAUCCUGGCCUCCUGCUCCUAUGACCGGAAAGUUAUCAUCUGGAAAGAAGAAAAUGGCACCUGGGAGAAGACCCAUGAGCACACAGGACACGACUCCUCAGUAAACUCUGUGUGCUGGGCACCUCAUGAGUAUGGCCUGAUUCUGGCCUGUGGGAGCUCCGAUGGGGCCAUUUCCCUGCUGACCUACACUGGCGAGGGCCAGUGGGAAGUGAAGAAGAUCAACAAUGCUCACACUAUUGGCUGCAAUGCUGUCAGCUGGGCCCCUGCUGUUGUACCUGGAAACCUCAUAGACCAGCCAUCUGGGCAGAAACCCAACUACAUCAAGAAGUUUGCAUCAGGCGGUUGUGACAACCUCAUCAAGCUGUGGAAGGAGGAGGAAGACGGCCAGUGGAAGGAGGAGCAAAAGCUGGAAGCACACAGUGACUGGGUUCGUGACGUGGCCUGGGCCCCCUCCAUUGGUCUGCCAACCAGCACCAUUGCCAGCUGCUCCCAGGAUGGACGUGUAUUCGUCUGGACCUGUGAUGAUGCCUCGGGCAAUAUGUGGUCCCCUAAACUGCUGCACAAGUUCAGCGAUGUGGUGUGGCACGUGAGCUGGUCCAUCACAGCCAAUAUCCUGGCCGUCUCAGGCGGAGAUAAUAAGGUGACCCUGUGGAAGGAAUCGGUUGACGGGCAGUGGGUGUGUAUCAGUGAUGUCAACAAGGGCCAGGGGUCUGUGUCUACCUCCGUCACAGAGGGCCAGCAGAAUGAGCAGUGAUGGGACAGGCAGGACCUGCUCCCCACCUGCUGAUUAUAGGACUGCUCCUCCCUGAGCCAGCCCAACCAGGCAACUGGGAAGACAUGCUUCCAACUCAACAAGACCAACAGGACAGUUUUUCCAGAAAUAGUUAUAGAUGCAACCUAAGAGUGAUCGUCUGCCUUAACAUGCUUGGAUAUGGCUUCUAAUUUACUCUGUCUGAAAGCACUCAUAUUAUGAAGAAAAAACUACAAAUGAUCUUCAAAUCUAUUAUUUUAAAAUAUUUUUUGGCCAUUUUUAUGUACCUUUUGGGUUCAGGUAUUAUUUGGGGGGUUUUGUUUCCAAAGUAAUAAAAUCAUAUUGCUUAUAA